AUGAAAGGCGACAAAAAAAAAAAUUUCUCCCUUGUUUUUCUUCUCCUAUUGUCAAUUUCUUGUUGUUCGCGUAGCCUUUUUUUUUCUCGUUCCACAUUUUUCGAUUACUCGCUCCUUUCUUCUCUCUCCUCUCCCGUUGUUCUCCUCUCUUCCUUCUUCCUCGCCCCCCCUAAAAGUUUAUCAAAUAAAUUUUUUUUUUCUUUUCUUCAAAACUCUGAUCAUUCGCUCUGUCCACCAGCCUCCCCCCGAUUUUCUCACCAGAUUUUAUUUUUCCAACAAACUUUUUUGUUGUCACCACUUUUUUCUUCCGCCCACUUCUACUACCAUAACUACAACCAAUCCUUUGGUACCAGAACACACCCAAUACACCCUCAGUCCUUUGACACGACACACAUAUAA
This is a messenger RNA of Candida albicans SC5314, 399 nucleotides long. RefSeq lists its product as uncharacterized. NCBI's taxonomy places the organism in Eukaryota, Fungi, Ascomycota, Pichiomycetes, Serinales, Debaryomycetaceae. The coding region runs from base 1 to 399 and encodes 132 amino acids. The transcript has a single exon. The record is from RefSeq and is a predicted model, not a curated record.